AUGUCACCAAAAAAUAUAGAAAUUCAAACAUUCACAGCAUCGCAGUUACUAUUUUCUCUCGUAAUGAUAAUAUUACUAUUGGUAUGCCAAUUACCCGAUUUAUGUGAAUCCAAAAUUACGAUAUUUCAUGAAUCAGAAAAUACUAUUAUUUCAACGAUCGAGAAUGUUGAUUUCCCAUGGAUAAAUUCGACAAGUUACGGAGUGCUAGAAGGGUACAUGGUGAUUGCAAAUUUUUCAGAUUAUCCGAAUAAUCCGUGUCGUAUUCGGCCUAUGCAUUCAAAAGAACCAGACGGAAGAGUGACAUUAUUGGCCGUGCCUUUUGAGAUCGCUUGGAGUAAUGGAUGCCACUCGUAUGCUGAUUUUUUAACAAGUAAUGAUUGGUUGAUUAAAAGUGAAAGCGAUGACAGACAAAAUACCAGUACCGAAACUGGUAACUCAAUUAUGACAACCCAUAAAUCGGUAACAAAUACAAUCAAACCCACAAAUAAUGUCACUGAGACAUUCAAUGGAAGUAUUUUACCAACGACACGAACAUCUACUCAGAACCCAACAACAACAAACGGGUCGAAA
This is a messenger RNA of Ambispora leptoticha, 570 nucleotides long. Lineage: Eukaryota; Fungi; Glomeromycota; Glomeromycetes; Archaeosporales; Ambisporaceae. The record is from the annotation of a GenBank genome assembly.